Molecule: messenger RNA, 5113 nt
Organism: Neoarius graeffei (lesser salmon catfish)
Lineage: Eukaryota; Metazoa; Chordata; Actinopteri; Siluriformes; Ariidae
Gene: aldh1l2
Product: aldehyde dehydrogenase 1 family, member L2
Exons: 23
Coding region: 131-2902 (923 amino acids)
Biological process (GO): biosynthetic process; 10-formyltetrahydrofolate catabolic process; one-carbon metabolic process
Cellular component (GO): cytoplasm
Molecular function (GO): formyltetrahydrofolate dehydrogenase activity; aldehyde dehydrogenase (NAD+) activity
Source: RefSeq, a predicted model, not a curated record
UUAGCUGCGGCGAGUUUGAACCACUGCUCGUGCACAAAUACACGCGCUCGUGAGCAGGUGUGCGGCCACAGUGUACUUUAUUAUAAUAAUAAUAAUUAUUAUUAUUUUUUAAAAUCUUUGCAUUGUCGCCAUGCUGUGGACGGUUAGCACGGUCAUUAGGAAAUUUUCCACAUCCUCUGCUCGCUCCCAAAAUAAGCUGAGGCUCGCGCUGAUUGGUCAGAGCUUGUUUGGACAGGAAGUGUAUACCAGCCUCCGGAAACAGGGCCACAAAGUAGUGGGCGUGUUCACUGUCCCGGAUAAAGAUGGCAAGGCAGACCCGCUGGCUGUGGCAGCGGAAAAAGACGGCACACCAGUGUUUAAGUUCCCGCGCUGGCGUGUGAAGGGGAAACCAAUCUCGGAGGUAGUGGAUGCCUACAAGGCCGUGGGUGCUGAACUCAACGUCAUGCCCUUCUGCUCCCAGUUUAUCCCCAUGAAUGUAAUCGAACAUCCCAAACAUGGCUCCAUCAUCUACCACCCAUCUCUCCUUCCCAGACACAGAGGAGCUUCUGCCAUCAACUGGACUCUAAUCGAGGGGGAUAAAAAAGGCGGCUUCUCUAUAUUCUGGGCUGACGAUGGUUUGGACACUGGUCCCAUCCUGCUGCAGAAGGAAUGUCCAGUGGAACCCAAUGACACUGUGGACACACUGUACAACCGUUUCCUCUUCCCAGAGGGAAUCAAAGCUAUGGUGGAGGCAGUACAGCUGAUUGCAGAUGGCAAAGCUCCCAGAAUUCCACAGUCUGAGCAGGGAGCAAGCUACGAAGGCAUCCAGAAGAAAUCCAAUGCCAAGGUGGACAUGACUCAGCCUGCUAAUGUUAUUCACAACUGGAUUCGUGGCCAUGAUAAAGUUCCUGGAGCCUGGGCCGUCAUUGAUGGACAGCCAGUGACGCUGUACGGAUCAUCGAUGCUGAGUGGUCCAGUUCCUUCAGGUCAGUCCCUGGAUGUAGAGAAUGCCUCUCAGCCCGGACUCAUCACCAGCUCAGGCCUUGUGCUCUUCGGCUCUGAUGGGAAAUCGCUCCAGGUGAAAAGUUUGCAGUUUGAAGAUGGAAAGAUGAUUCCAGCUGCUAAGUACUUCUCAUCAGGAGAUACCAGCAGUGUCGAGCUCACAGAGGAGGAGAAGAAGAUGGCAGAGGACAUACGGGUGAUCUGGAAGGGUAUUCUGAGCAACGUGGCAGUAAUCGAGGACACAACUGACUUCUUUAAGUCUGGGGCUGCGUCGAUGGACGUGGUCAGACUGGUGGAGGAGGUCAAGCAGAAGUGUGGCGGUGUACAGCUGCAAAAUGAGGAUGUCUACAUGGCUACUUCCUUCCAGGAGUUUAUCCAGAUGUUUGUACGGCGUCUGAGAGGGGAAGACCAGGAGGAGGAGCUGGUCAUCGAUUAUGCAACAAAAGAUGUCAAUGACAUGACGCUGAAGAUGCCCUACCAGUGUUUCAUCAAUGGGCAGUUUGAGGAUGCAGAGAAUGGGAAGACUUACAACACUAUCAACCCCACCGAUGGCUCUGUGAUCUGUAAGGUGUCAUUUUCCUCCGUUGCUGAUGUAGACAGAGCAGUGGCGGCAGCUAAAGAGGCGUUUGAGACGGGUCCAUGGGGCAAGAUGAACCCUCGUGACCGCGGCAGGCUGCUCUACAAGCUGGCUGAUCUCAUGGAGGAGCAUCAGGAGGAGUUGGCCACUAUUGAGGCCAUUGACUCGGGUGCUGUGUACACACUUGCUCUAAAGACUCAUGUAGGCAUGUCCAUUCAAACCUUCAGAUACUUCGCUGGCUGGUGUGACAAGAUCCAUGGAACAACAAUACCCAUCAACCAGGCCCGACCCAACCGCAACCUGACCUUCACUAAGAAGGAACCUCUGGGGGUGUGUGCUAUUGUGAUUCCAUGGAAUUACCCUCUUAUGAUGCUGGCCUGGAAAAGUGCAGCUUGUUUGGCAGCUGGAAACACACUCGUCUUAAAACCUGCACAGGUGACUCCUCUGACAGCGCUGAAGUUUGCUGAGCUGGCCGUUAAAGCAGGCAUUCCUAAAGGCGUCAUCAAUAUCAUACCAGGAUCAGGUGGUAUGGUUGGACAGAGGUUGUCUGAUCACCCUGAUAUCCGUAAGCUGGGAUUCACUGGAUCCACCCCCAUUGGCAAACAAAUCAUGAAAAGCUGUGCAGUCAGUAAUUUGAAGAAGGUCUCCCUGGAGCUGGGUGGCAAAUCCCCUCUCAUUAUCUUUAGCGACUGUGACAUUGACAAGGCUGUGAGGAUGGGUAUGAGCUCUGUGUUCUUCAACAAGGGAGAGAACUGCAUCGCUGCAGGCAGACUGUUUGUUGAAGAGUCUAUUCAUGAUGAGUUCAUCCAACGAGUGGUUGAGGAGAUUAAAAAAAUGAAGAUCGGAGAUCCUCUGGAUCGCUCAACAGAUCACGGUCCACAGAACCACAAGGCCCACCUUGACAAGUUGCUGGAGUACUGUGAUAUCGGUGUGAAGGAGGGCGCCACUCUCGUAUACGGGGGGAAACAGGUGGACAGACCUGGAUUUUUCAUGGAGCCUACAGUAUUCACGGACGUAGAGGAUCACAUGUUCAUCGCUAAAGAGGAAUCGUUCGGCCCAGUCAUGGUGGUGUCUAAAUUUAAAGAUGGUGAUGUAGAUGGAGUAUUAAGCAGAGCGAACGACACAGAGUUCGGCCUGGCAUCUGGAGUCUUCACACGCGACAUCAACAAAGCCAUGUACGUGAGUGAGAGGCUGGAAGCUGGAACUGUUUUCGUCAACACUUACAACAAGACGGACGUGGCCGCGCCGUUUGGAGGUUUCAAGCAGUCCGGCUUUGGGAAGGAUCUUGGUGAAGAAGCCCUUCAUGAAUAUCUCCGAACCAAAGCAGUGACGGUGGAGUACUGAGAGAAAACAUUACCUGCUGAACUCUGUGCUGGAUCUCCAGGCAGUGGAUGGGAACGCAGGUGUCAUGCUUCAUCUGCUAUUUUGCUUGGAUUUUGGAUUGAUAAGGGCGUUUUUAAAAAAAGAAAAUAGGGGGGAAAAAGCUCUCUGUGCCACAGCUGUCAUUUUUGUGCCUACAAUUUCUAUCAGUUUGCUUCUGGAAAAUGCCAAGGCAGCUCAGUGUGCAACAAAUAGAUCCAAGGACAUGGUAGAAAUAGUAGCUUGGGAAAAACACGGAUCAGUGUGGCUUGUGAAGAUGCAGUUUAUCAACACGAUACUGCCAGUAUCCAGCUGAAUUAACAUCAGAAAGAGAACACACUUUAGCUUUUAUUUUAUUUUAUAAGCUUUUUUUUUCUUCCAAUCAAUCCAUGCACCAUAUCUGGUUUAUUGGAAGUCAAAGAUUUUGUCUUAAGAUAGCCGAAAUCUAUUUUAUGUCUCGAUCACAUUUUGAAAUGGAUUAUUUCUACCUCACCGAUGUAGGCUUUUAAUAAAUACGCCACCUCCAGAAAUCCUGUUUUGAAUGAAUAUACCUACAUGUAAAUAUUUUAUAGAGAAUGAAACAAAUGAGCUUUCUUUAUAUUUUUAACUUUGCAUUCCAGACAGGAAGAUCAUCAUCUUUUGAAUCUGUAAAUAUGAUGGUCGGAAAAAAUAUAAGGAUUCUGAGAAAACUAUGAAAGAAAACGAUGGCACUUUGUGAUGUUUUAUUGGGUCUCCCUCCCUUCAGGUUGAAAACAGAUUAAACCCUGUUCUUUACUACGAGACAUUUUCUAUGAACUGUUCUACCUUAACAGAGCGAUGUGAUCCAGAUCAAGGCUGGAAACCCUCCAGAAACCUUUCUAGUUAUUAAAAGCACACUCAGCAUUUUAAUCUGGAAACACUGUUCGUCUUAAAGGAAAAAAUCCACCCUGAACGAGUGCAUGAUCAGCUUUAUAAUGAUCUUCAGUGGAUUUACACUCACUGGCCACUUUAAUAGGAAUGUGUUGUUUCAUGUUCUUGGCUGGCAGGAGUGGAAACCAAUGUGGUCUUCUGCUGUUGCAUGCUGAGAUGCUUUUCUGCUUACCACGGUUGUAAAGAGUUGCUAUAUCCUUCCUGGCAGCUCGAACCAAUCUGUGCCGAGUUUCCCAAAAAAAUCGUAGCACAAAGAUCAUCGUUAAAUGGUAGAGUGAGCACCACAAUGAACACACUCUCUCCUAGUUAAGAUGCUCUUAGCAUUAAGAGGCUUUUAGGAAACCCACCACUGGCCAUUUUCCUCUGAUCUCUAUCAACGAGGCCUUUGUUUCCACCCACAGAACUGUCACUCACUCAAUGUUUUUUGUUUUUCGCACCAUUCUGUGAAAAUCCCAGGAGAUCAGCAGUUUCUGAAAUACUCAAACCAGUCCAUCUGGCACAAACACCCAUGCCACAGUGAAAGUCACACUUUGAGAUCACAAUUUUCUGUACACUCUGCUAAAACAGAUCGGCUUCCAAAGAUUCAACUCCAUCACACUGGACAUCGCACACUUCACCAAAUAGUUAAGCCGAGUCUCUGUCAUAACUCAGUGCAAUAGCUUUAUUUUGAUGUGUUGCAUUCUGGGAACUUUGAGUCCAAAGCUUGCACCAAUGUCUCCACUCCUUCCAUGUUGGAUUUCUCAAUAACAUGGUUUAGAACAUCGCUGGAAAAUGGUGAGGUGAGAAAAGAAUCUCUUGCUCUUUUGCUUUUUAGGGACUUACAGCAAAGUCUGAUUGUUAUUCCAGGCAUUUGAGAUGCACCAUUAUAACUGUGAAAGCAGUGUUUCCCUGUAACAUCAGCACAUAAGCUAACUUCUCCUAAAAAAGAAGAACAAAUGCAGCAUCAACCAAUAAAUUAGCAUCAGGAAUAUUUUACAUAAUAUAAACAUAUUUAUUAUGUUUCAGAGUGGUGUUUUCCUUUAAGGCACCAUUAAGAAAUAUUCUUAAUACUGCAUAAACUGCUUGGAUAUCAGUUAUCACACCAACAGAAUUUAUACCAGUAUUUAUUGGUUUUAUAUUGAUGUGUUACCUAAAAAUUAGUAGGCAACUUUUAAACUCAACACUAUCUUCAGUAUGAGCUGUGCAUUGUGUGAGGAAAGACAGUAUUUACAACUAUGUUGCCAAACAGCUACUGUACAGCAUCAGGAUGAAAUCCAUUUCUAUCAACAAUAAACUGAAAUAAAGAGA